Molecule: messenger RNA, 974 nt
Organism: Hermetia illucens (black soldier fly)
Lineage: Eukaryota; Metazoa; Arthropoda; Insecta; Diptera; Stratiomyidae
Exons: 4
Coding region: 15-974 (319 amino acids)
Source: RefSeq, a predicted model, not a curated record
CAGAAGCAGUAACCAUGUUCUGGGUGUUAGCAGUCUUACUGUUUGUUACAGGCGGAUUAGCAAACGUGUGCUUCCUGAACAAUGAUCGUUUUUUUCCUGCCAUUUUUACCCAAGAAUUUGGCUCCAAAAAUAUCAUUAUCAGCACAAGAGGGGGUGAAGUAUCUUGGGAUGAUAGGACAACAGUGAAUGGUUACUGCUGGGGUACUCUCAAGUAUGGAUUUUACAACGGUACUGACCACGUUAGUAACAGUCUUGAAAUGUUUCCUCUGGCGCACGUUGUCUUUUCCUGCAUUGAUUCUCGAGUGACGUUGGGUGCCGUAGAACUUGGGAGUGAUCAAUGGCUUGGUUGUUUUAGUGCAUCCAAAUAUUUCGUAACUAGGGUGCCUGGAUGCGAAUUUCAAGACCUUGCCUAUGGAUUCCUCGUGGAACAUCGACCUGUAGUUCUUGCGCUAGUUUGCUACAACGCGGAACUAGAGCGGCCCAGUUUCCUGCAUUACGUAGCUGGUGCUCGUAGCACUAUCCUUGAGUGGCAGCAAUUCGAUAAUCUUGCGAAUUUGCCGAUUCCUUAUUCUCAAGUUUUCAUUAACGACAUCAACCUGGAUACUGAGCAGCGGUCUUUAUCGGAAGCAAUCCAAGAUCUAAUUCCUGAAUACGAAACCGCGGGACAAUAUGAAUUAGAUGAAUUUAUUCCUUUGAAGCAGUCAUUGGGCGUUUUUGGAUCCUACGUUAAUGACUUUCGCAUCGUAAAUGUGAUCCCCUGGUGGACAUCCUUGAAGCUUGGUAACUGGAGGUUAAUAGAAAAAGCCAUCGAAGCGAUAUCAAAAACUGAGCGGUACGAGAUUUUUUCUGGUACCUCAGGUGUUGUGACCUUCCCUAGAAAUGAAGGUAAAAAUCACACGACUAACAUUACACUCGAUUUUGGAAAGGUUGGGCCUGUUGGUGCGGUGCGUGACACUGUCCCAGAACGUGAAUAG